GCCUAGUAUGUACAACGUCUUUAAUCAAUACAAGGACCGCUUGAGAGAGAGAGAGAGAGAGAGAGAGAGAGAGAGAGAGAGAGAGAGAGAGAGAGAGAGAGAGAGAGAGAGAGAGAGAGAGAAAGAGAGCGAGAGAGAGAGACAGACAGAGAGGAGAGAGAGAGAGACAGAGAGAGAGAGAGAGAGAGAGAGAGAGAGAGAGAGAGAGAGAGAGAGAGAGAGAGAGAGAGAGAGAGAGAGAGAGAGAGAGAAAAGGGGGGAAAGUGGGGGGGAAGAAGAAUGGGAGGAAGAAGGAAAGAGCAUAGGAGAGAGUGAGAGAGAGAGAGAGAGAGAGAGAGAGAGAGAGAGAGAGAGAGAGAGAGAGAGAGAGAGGGAGAGAGAGAGAGAGAGGGGGGGAAGGCAAAGAGUGAAACAGGAAGGGUAGAGUGAAGAUGGGUGAGGCUUGAAGA
Messenger RNA from Closterium sp. NIES-67, 449 nucleotides. NCBI's taxonomy places the organism in Eukaryota, Viridiplantae, Streptophyta, Zygnematophyceae, Desmidiales, Closteriaceae. The record is from the annotation of a GenBank genome assembly.